This is a messenger RNA of Apis mellifera (honey bee), 6175 nucleotides long. RefSeq names its product G protein-coupled receptor kinase 2 (gene Gprk2). Gene Ontology annotation, molecular function: ATP binding; G protein-coupled receptor kinase activity. The record is from RefSeq and is a predicted model, not a curated record. Gene Ontology annotation, cellular component: cytoplasm. Gene Ontology annotation, biological process: signal transduction; regulation of signal transduction; protein phosphorylation. Bases 343 to 2118 code for a protein of 591 amino acids. Lineage: Eukaryota; Metazoa; Arthropoda; Insecta; Hymenoptera; Apidae. The transcript has 7 exons.
UCGAUAGGUGGUUCCUACGGUGUCAGCGCGAAACGGCGGGACUUACGCCGGAUAACCUCGAACCUCGAAUUCGAGUUGAGUCGAUCAAGCCGUCCAACAGCUUGUCGGCGUCCUUCCUGUUGUCCUUGGUCCUCGGUGAAGGGGGACUGAUCGGCCCUGGUGGUGUCCUGGGGCCGCAGAUGGGAGCUGGUCUACUGGAGCCCGACAGGGUGAUCAACCCCGUGAAACGACACCAGCCGUUCCAACUUCCGCUCGAGGCCUACGCUCUUCCCCUUCUUGCUCGUCGCCCACCAGGUUUCUCCCCGUUGAUUCGGCCGCAUAAACUCGAUCAAGCUGGAAUUGAUGGAGUUGGAGAACAUUGUAGCAAACACUGUGUAUCUCAAAGCGAGAGAAGGCGGUGGUGACAGCAACAAGGGUAAGAGUAAAAAAUGGCGGAAGAUACUCCAAUUCCCGCACAUUUCCCAGUGCAUAGGCCUAAAAGAUAAAUUGGAUAUCAGGUACAGCUAUGUGGUGGAUCAGCAACCGAUUGGUAGGCUGUUGUUCAGGCAAUUCUGCCAGGACAAGAAACCGUCCUACCAUCGGUACAAUCUCUUUCUGGACGCCAUCGAGAAAUACGAGAUCGAGAUGGAUGAGAAUCGGACUGAGCUGGCCAAGGACCUGUUCGAGCAAUACCUGAAGAGAGAGGGCUCAGAGGUCGUCGACAUCCUAAACGAUUCUUUGAUCGCCCAGUGUGAGGAGAGGCUCAGCACUGGCGGCAAGGAGCUCUUUGUGGAGAUCGCGCAGACCGUGAAAAACUUCCUCGCCGGCGAACCUUUUUCAGCUUUCCAAACCAGCUUUUAUUUCUAUAGGUAUCUUCAAUGGAAAUGGCUGGAGGCCCAACCAGUCACGUACAAGACCUUCCGUAUGUACAGAGUGCUGGGAAAGGGUGGGUUUGGCGAGGUAUGCGCUUGUCAAGUACGAGCAACAGGAAAAAUGUAUGCGUGCAAGAAGCUGGAAAAGAAACGGAUCAAAAAACGGAAGGGAGAGGCGAUGGUGCUCAUAGAGAAGAAUAUAUUGCAAAAGAUCAACUCGAAAUUCGUCGUGUCCCUGGCGUAUGCCUAUGAGACCAAGGAUGCGUUGUGUCUAGUUCUGACAAUUAUGAACGGUGGAGACUUGAAGUUUCACAUUUAUAACAUGGGCGGUGAGCCUGGUUUCGACAUCAAUCGUGCCAGGUUCUAUGCAGCCGAGGUGGUCUGUGGCCUGGAGCAUUUGCAUUUGCAAGGAAUAGUUUACAGAGAUUGUAAACCAGAAAAUAUUCUGCUGGAUGAUCAUGGCCAUGUAAGAAUAUCUGAUCUUGGCCUGGCUGUGGAGAUCACGGAGGGCGACAUGGUGACGGGAAGGGUUGGUACAGUUGGGUAUAUGGCGCCAGAAGUGAUUGACAACGAGAAGUAUACAUUUUCACCCGAUUGGUUCAGUUUUGGAUGCCUUCUGUACGAGAUGAUAGAGGGUCAAGCUCCGUUUCGUGCAAGAAAGGAAAAGGUGAAGCGGGAAGAAGUGGACAGGAGGGUGAAAGAAGAUCAAGAAAGGUAUUCUGCCAAGUUUACCGAGGAGGCGAAGAGUUUGUGUCAGCAAUUAUUGAAAAAGAGCCCGAAGAACAGACUGGGUUGCAAGUGCGGUAGACACGGCGCCAAGGAAGUAAAGUUGCAUAACUUCUUUCAGUGUUUAAACUGGAAGAGGGUCGAGGCCGGUAUGUGGGAACCACCGUUUGUGCCGGAUCCUCAUGCGGUGUAUGCUAAAGAUGUAUUGGACAUUGAGCAAUUCUCUACAGUGAAAGGUGUCAAUUUGGAUGCCACUGAUGAUACCUUCUAUAGCAAAUUCAAUACUGGUAGCGUGUCUAUUCCAUGGCAGAAUGAGAUGAUAGAGACUGAGUGUUUUAAGGAACUGAACGUGUUAGGUCCUAACAACACACCUACUCCUGAUCUCUUGAUCAAUCAUCCACCACCAAAUAACGAAAAUAGAGGCUGCUUUCCAUUUCGAAGACAGAAAAAGCAAAGUGCUCGUACAAGACAGAUACCAUUAUCAGAGUGUCAUCUACUGGAGUUGUCGCAGAGCCAAAACUCGGAGAUGCCAGCCAGCUGAUCCAAGGUGAACACAAAUAGUGUAAAUCAACCGACAUCGUCGUCUAUGCGACGUCGUCGUUGCGGACGACGUCGACGAGCUCUCAGAUGCUGCCCAAAGCUACUUUGAAACAGGAAAAACAAUAAUAAAAGAUGAUGCCUGAGUGAGCUCUGCAACUUUGGCGCCGAUUUUUGGUGUGCUAUCUUAUGAGAUUCACACUCAUCGAUAAAAGGGCUAGCUGAGAAGAGGCACUUUCAGCAUUACAAGCACAUGACACAUGUUUUCUCAGGUUUCUCGGAGCAAGAAGCGACGAAUACGUUGAUACUUGCGAGAAUGAUAUGUUCAAAUACGUUUGUAAUAAGAGUAACAUAGAAGCAGCGCCUCGUAAUCUUAAAAAUCCAAGAGAAAUGUUGCUCUUGUUGCAAAGGAGAAUAGUGGAUGCAACUACGUAUUAGUUAUUACAUCGAAAUAUGGAAUUCUUUAUGAAUGAAAUUGAUUCGUAAAGUAUAUUUAUUUUUGCGUGUGCAGCGCUUGAUAUUUAUUUUUUAUCGGAUGAAAAUGCAAUAGUAGGUAUUUAUGGAAAAUGACGUUUGGAUAUUUAACUCUCAUUACGUAUUAUCUCAUUAUAUAUGUUUUACAUCACUGAACGGUAUUCUUUAUUCAAUUGGUCUAUGUACACUUAAUGCACAUGAAUGCGAGCGUGAUUUCGAGCAUUCACACGUUGGCAUGUAUGCAAUGUUCGCGUAAAUAUGUUUACGAAUGGCGCAAUUACAUAUCGGUAAUUGGGGUCGCGUGCAUAUAAUUUUGUAUGUGUACUUAGAACAGUCGAUAGGCGCGUGCACAUGCGAUAAUGAUAGUAAGAAUGUUAUUAACGGAUAAAGAAAAUAUACGCGUGAAAAUUGCAAUAUGAUAAAAAUAUACUGUGAAAAAAAAAUGCUCCGAUGGAACCGAAAAAAAUUUUCUUUCGUUUCUUGGAGCAAGUUCCAGAGGCAUUCUAAUUUUUUAACUAAUUUUUUAGUUGAAAUUAAUAAUAUUCGCUGCUUAAAAUAAUCACAGGGUCGCUUGUGUUAGAAUAAUGUGACUAAAGAUAUUUUUUUUUUUUUUUACUAUUAUAUUACUUUUAAAGAUAUUCCUAGUAUUUAAUUUUUUUUUUUUUUUUUUUUUUGAGUACACGAUCCUCUGAUUAUUUUUAGUAUAGAAAAACUAUAUAAUUUAAAAUUCAAUCAAAAUUUAUUUAUAAUCAGUGUGUUCUUUCUUGAUUCUUGACAAUCUUCCAAUUUCAUUUUGGAAUGUACAUUGCAUUGCUCAAAGUAGUCAUUGAAUCCUAUACUCAAAUUAUAUCUUGAAAACUCCAGAUUAUGAUAUAAAUUACAAUUUAAGUUCAUUAUUUUGUGAGCAGUGUAAUCGUCGACUGCCUAAUUAGUUCAAUUUUCUUCUCAAAUGAAACUCGAACCGAGUAGAUGCAUUUAAGGAGCGUUUAAAAGUCUGUGUUUUGAUACUUUUACUUUUUGACGGAUGUUUGCGUGUAUAUAUAUAUAAUUCUUUUUAAGUACGAAUGGUUUUCAACGAGGAGAAACCCGUCCUGAGAUACGCACAAAUUGAUAUGCGAUUCAAUUUUCUUUUUUACAAAUGAUUCAGUUCAUAAUAUGUUAAAACAUAUUCUUUAAUCGAAUAUUUCCAAGACCUUUUUAAGAAAAAAAGUCGAUGAAUCGCACAGAUAACAAAGCAUACGAAUGCUAUCAAACGCAUACACUAAGAUUUAUUUAUAUAAUAAUGUUGAGGAGAAUUUGUUAUGCUAUUGAAAAGAAAAAUUGGCUAUAAGUAUGUAAACGAGAACAUGAGGCUGAUAGCGAACCAAGAAAAAGUAAUCUCUUUCAAGAUUAUUGAUAAAUCGUUGCAAUUACGUGGCUCGUUUUAUUAGUCUUUGAUUCUUGUUUUUUUUUCUCUUUUUUUUUCUUUUUUUUUUUCCUUUUUUUUUUAUAAAUAUUGUAUUAUACAUAAGGCCGAGAUAAAUUAUGAAUGGACUGAUAAGUAAUUAAUUUUUAUGGAUUUGUAUAUGUAUGCAUACAUAUAUAUAUAUAUUUGUAUGUAUAUAUGAUAUAUAAUUUCAAUUUGAUAUAAUUAUUUUAGAUAAUGAUAAUUUAUGUAUUUUUUAUUGAAUAAUUUGUUCAUAAAGCAUUUACUUAGCAGCCCAUUCACUAGAAAUAUUUAUAUAUUAUUUAGGAUAAACAAAUGUGUAUGUCUCAGCGGUACCGAUUUAGUAAUUUAAAAAAAAAAAAUGUAUUAUUAAUUAAUCCACGAAUAACGGUGCGACCUCCUAUUGAUCAUAUCUAUCAUUCAACUCGAUUCGUUCGAUAAACGAUAUUUUCGAUAAUUCGAUAAAUCGAUUUUCAUAUCGAUUUCAUAAGUUGAGAAAAAAAUCGAUAACAAAAAUGUUUAUUGGUCGAAUCGCGAGUUUAUAAUCGCUCACAGUGCAACACCGUGUCUCUCGUACAAAUUGCGGUAGAAUUUUCAUUAUUUAACCAUCUACGACAAUAUCGAGAAUCAUUUAAUCUUAUUUCCAGAUUAUUUCGACGACGUAAAGUGAAAAAGAUCGCACGAUAUGUGAUGAAUUAUGGUGAUGUUCAAAAAAUUACCAAACGACCAGAUUGAAGGUUAGAUUAAUUUUCGAAUUGUCGAGAUGGUUCCAAAUUAGUUACGUAAUUUUGCAUUACUCUUAAUAUCGUAAGUUAGCAUGUAAACAAUUAAUAAUUACCGGGGAAAAAGAAUAUCGUAUAAGCAAAAGUACCGGUAGUUCGAUCUCCAUUCGUGGGAUAUCAUCGUAUCGUCCAGAUAUUUCCGAUUAUAAAAGGAAUCUCUCAGUGCUUUCAACUGUGAUUAUGUCUGAUGUCCUCCAUUUAUUAAUUUAUUAACCUUUUUGCGAGCUACCGGGCGUUCGAGGAAAAAGAUCGAUCGUGUCUAACAAGUAAAGACGACGUUACUCGUACGUAUCAAAACAGACAAAGAAAUAUUCUCGUAUAUAAGUACCUCGAAUUCUGACAGACAAUUGCCGUAGAAUCUCGUUUAAUGUCCGUCAGAUAAUGUUUUUUUUUUUUUUUAGAAGAUAUAUAUCUUCGUUUAUUCGCCAGUUUUUUUUUCUUUUUUUUUUACAUCGUGUAUAAAUUAUAUUAAAAAUUUAAUAUUUUUCUUCUUUUCCUUUUUCUUUUUAAUCAUUUUUCUAUAUCAUAUUAUAUUGAUGAGAACAGGGAACGAGAUGUUCUUUUAUUGGUCAAUUAUAGAGAAGGAAAGUGAUGAGGCAAAUAUUAAAUCAUUCCACUUUUUCGUGCAAAUGUAUAUUGCUGUUUCAUUUUUCGUUUAUGAUGAUUUAAGUGCAAGAGUAGAAGUUGGACAUUCUGAGAGACGUUUAUAGUUAUUAAAUUGCAUAGGAAUAACUAACUAGUUAUAAAAUCUAAUUAGCUCUCUAUAUUUUUACUUAUAACUAUAUUAGUUUCCAGCGUAUAAAUAAUACGUUGGUUUAAUUGUUUCUAUUAAUUGAACGAAAUUUUUAUUUUUUUUUUUUUUCAGAACAAAUUUAAAUGAAAAUUCACAUUUUUUUUUUUUAAUAAAAAAUAUUAUUUUACACGAUGAUUGCCAAAUCGCUUAUUGUUAUUCCUUUGUAAUUGGUGCAAUGACUAUAUGAUGACUCUUGUCAUCGGAGAAUGAUAAUUGCAUUUCCCCGAAAAGGAGCCUCUCGAUAAAAAAAGAGUCAGCAAUGCAGAGGCUCCGUGCAAGCACGUGAAAGUUCUCCUUUGUACAUAAUAUAUUACGAUAGCGAUAUUAAACGAUAGCUAUAUAAUUCUAUAUAGGAAUAGGAAGCGACUAAUUAGUAGUAGAUAUGCGUGUUUGUAUAGGUGCAAGAAAGAAAUAAGCGUUAGCAAAGAAGAAACCUCUCCCCAUUGUUAUGGGGAAUUUUUCCCGAGACGGCGGAAAUAUCCGCGUGAGAUUAUCAUUGUAUUUAUAUCGUAUACCUUCUUCCACACUCCUUUUUAUCCGCUGCCACGUGCAACUGCGUAAAAUAAAAGACUAAAAUGCAAUGGAA